Messenger RNA from Labrus bergylta (ballan wrasse), 3106 nucleotides. The record is from RefSeq and is a predicted model, not a curated record. NCBI's taxonomy places the organism in Eukaryota, Metazoa, Chordata, Actinopteri, Labriformes, Labridae.
AGUGACAGAAAGAAGAACCGCCUCUAAAUCCCAUCAAGAAGCAGAAGAGUGACAGACAGGCUCACCAGCUGCUGAGGAGCUUCAGGUCGACCUGCCUUAUUCUGUGUGUGUGUGUGUGUGUGUGUGUGUGUGUGGCUGCUUUAUCUGAGGCUAUACUCUGUGCACGUGCGUCACGGUGUGUGGAACUGUUUGAGACACGAGGGGGAUCCGGAUCCGACCGAAACCGGACCGGAGACGUGAUGAGCCCGCUGUGGAUCUCCGCCUGAAUCUUUGCCGUGUGAAAAGGUGGCUGGGCAGACAGUGAUGGGGGAGUCCUGGCUCAGCGGGGGGGAGUCUCGGCUCAUCGUGGAGGAGCUCCUCGCUCUUUGUCUCCAGAGGAUCAACAUGGAGGAGAACUCGAUCUACAUGGAGAGAGAGAUGGUGGAGGUGCUGAAGAACUUUGAGACGGUGAGGAAACGCUGGUUUCAUGCUGACCUGGAGAUGAAGAAGUACAAAGAGCUGCUGGUGAAGUCGGACGUGGCCAAAGCUGCUCUGGAGGUGAAACUGAAGCACGCCAGAAACCAGCUCGACGUGGAGAUGAAGAAACGCUUCAAGAUUGAGGGAGACUACCAGUACCUGCAGAGGCAGAUGCAGCUCAUGUGCGACAUCCUCGUCCACGACAGCAAAUCAAGCGCCGUGCUGAACGACGAACAGAAAUCGCUGCUCGCCACAUUUGAACACAAAGGAGGCAACACGACGCUGCACCGCAGCAGCAAACGGUUGUCGGUGAUCGAUGAGUCGUCCUUCCUGUCUCACUCUGACAUCAGCUACGACCGCACAGACGACGACGUGGAUCUGGAUACAACAGUGAUUAAACCUCUGAGAUCUCGAGCCAGAGAGAGAAGACGCUCGUCGAUUGGUCCUCUUCUCGGCUGUCCGGUCGGGAAGCGAGGGCGAGGUGGGAACAUUUCUUCUGAGCUGCUGGAGAGAAAAACUGUGGAGAAGGAGGUGGAGACGAUAGUGAAAGCGGCUGUGACCUCUCCAGAGACCAGGGAUCAGAUCCACAUGGUGCAGGGAAUCACACAGGAGACACCGGAGAACCCGACCCAGACCGUCAACCAGGAGUGUGCACUUUCUCCAGGAGGAGUUGGAGACCAAACGUCUGUGUGGUUUCCCGAUGAGACGACGGUCGAACCUGAAAGUGAAGCCCACUCAGACGACAGAUCAUCGUACAUCUUCAGAUCUGAGAAAACCUCCAAACACGUCUUCCUGUCUAAAACGGUGAUCCGGCCUGAGACCUGCACGCCAUGUGGAAAGAGGAUCCGCUUUGGGAAGAUGGCGGUGAAGUGUCGAAACUGCCGCGUGGUCUCUCAUCCAGAGUGCAAACACAAAUUUAGCGACGGUUGUUUUGACGCUGCUACGACUAGGAGUACAGCUCAACAGAACACGUUGGAGGGUUUCGCUCCCCUCAAUCAUCCCCGAGUUCCUCAGCUGGUGGUGGAGUGUGUGGCCGAGAUCGAGAGGAGGGGGCUGGAAGAGAGGGGGCUGUACCGGGUUCCUGGGGGGGAACGUCUGGUGAAGGAGCUCAGGGACCGGUUCAUACAGGGGAAAACUCCGCUCAUGCUCUGUAAGGUCUCGGACGUUCACGGGAUCUGUGGCCUUCUGAAGGACUUUCUGAGGAAACUGAAGGAACCUCUGAUCACCUUCAGGCUGCACAGAACCUUCAUGGAGGCUGCAGAGGUGAUUAAUGAAGAGAAGAGCAUCACCGUCAUGUAUCAGGCCCUCGCCAAGCUGCCGAAGGCCAACAGAGACACGCUGGCCUUCCUCAUGCUUCAUCUACACAAGGUGAUGAGGAGUCCUCCGUGUCAGAUGGAUCAGAAUAACUUGGCCCGAGUUUUUGGUCCAACCAUCGUGGGACACGGGAUGUCUGAGCCGUCUCCGACGACCAUCAUGAGAGACACCAACACUCAGCCCAAGGUGAUUUGUCGCUUGUUGUCCCUCCCUGAAGCCUACUGGAGGCGUGUCCUGUCGGAUCAUAACUCGUCCUCGACCACAGUGGCGUACAGUCAGGAUGGUGGACACGGCCGGUUAUUCAAACCGGUGACGUCUCCGGAGUUGAGCAGCUACUAUAAAAACGCCACUUAUGGAUCUCUGAGAGGUCGGGUCAGGAACGUCUCCAAUGUUCCCACCAGCAGUCGAGCAGAUCCGGGAAAGAGGUUCUUCACGUCACCCAGCUGAUCCGGAUUCACACAAUACUACGAGAUCUACACAAAAUACCACACAAAGUACACUGUUGGACUACACACAGUUAGAUCCCAGUGUGUUUGAAAGGAUGUAACCAAUCAAACUGAGUCUGUAAUCAAACUUAACUUUGUGUAUUAAUGUGAUUUAUUGUUUUUCUAAGAGAGUCAGAGAAUCUAAAAAAGAGAUGACUGUAAAAGCUGACACACUUAGAAACACACAAUUACUGUAUAAGACUGCGUAGGGGUUUAGACUGGACCCACUCAGGGUUUAAACUGGACCCACUCUGGUGUCUCUUAGUUUGAACUGGACUCAUUUGAGAGUCUCUGGAUUUCAAUUGGAUAUAGUCAGAUGUCUCGGGUAUAUAGACCCAACUCACUCAAGUACUUUGAGGUUUAAACUGGACUCACUCUGGUUUCAUGGGAUAAACUGGACUUAUUGGGUGUGUCAGGAUUUAAGUUGGACUAACUUGGCUGUAUCAGGAUUAAAACUGAACUCACUCGGGUGUCUCCCGGUUUAAGAUGGACUACCUGUCUGGUUUUAAACUGGACUCACCCAAUUGUCUCAAGAUCUAGACUGGACUCCCUCAGAUGUCUCUGUAUUUAGACUGGACUCACUGGGGUGUCUCUGGAUCUAGACUGGACUCCCUCAGGUGUCUCUGGAUCUAGACUGGACUCACUGGGCUUUCUCUGGAUCUAGACUGGACUCACUGGGGUGUCUCUGGAUCUAGACUGGACUCCCUCAGGUGUCUCUGGAUCUAGACUGGACUCACUGGGGUGUCUCUGGAUCUAGACUGGACUCCCUCAGGUGUCUCUGGAUCUAGACUGGACUCCCUCAGGUGUCUCUGGAUCUAGACUGGACUCACUGGCUUUCUCUGGAUUAGACU